GACAGAAGGAGAACGACAUAGGAUUUGCGUUUGUCUUCUAUUUUAACUCGCCUUGUCUUUGUAUUGCCGCUCUCCAAGAUAUUCCUUUUGACUGUCACCACGUCUAGAGAUUUGUGUUCAACAUGAUGUUGAAAUUAUUAUUGAUUUGUGGUAUUUUUAUGACGGUGCGUGGGAGUGGACUUGGACUCUCACCUGCCGAUAGGCUAGCGCUACGAGGACUCCUACAGGAAGCGUACUAUGGUACACGCGAAGACGAGAACAUGGAGAGCAACGAAUUACAUAUCUCGCCAUUUACAUACAUAUCAGGGGGCGCCGGAGAAGGAAAACAACAACUAGGACCUGAAAAUAUACCUAACGAGAAAUUAGCUUUACCCGAGCUCGAUUCACCAGAAUACGAAGUUCCGCCAAAUCCGUGUCCGAUGGAAUUACCGAAAGGUAGACAUAUUGUUAAGUCAGAAUUGUUCCCCAAACUGGAAUGCUCAUGCAGUAGUAACGCAUCACUGGAUAACAACGUGGACUGCGCUGAUCCCUCGGUUGUUGAAUGUUGUAUCAUAAACAUGGACGACUUGGAAAAUUUUGUUAGCUAUUUCCAAACUCAACAAGGAAAAGAUAAUGGUGACGGAAUCGCCAACGUUCAAAAAGUAAAUAAGAAGAACCAAUACCACGAUGGCGAUAAACUUGGUUCUUUGGUAGCAAAAAAAUCUCCACGUAAAUAUAAAAGGGAUUCAUAUGAGUUAGCAGAACGAUUUGCACGGAGAGCCAACCGCUACUUAGACGGGCAAGAUCAUAUCAACUCGGUGGUGGCCAAGAAAUCACCCAGAUAUUUAGACCCUAAUGGCACGUUUAUGUAAACUCCUUUAAACUGGCGACGAGACCGUUCUAUUCCACAGGCUUCGAUAAUUAUAUCCCAUUAUGGUGUACUUAAAAGGCCCAAACAUACGAAACAUCAAAAUUGUCAUUUACACAUAUACAACGUGGUUUGUUGACGCUCUUUAAACAAACAUAUAUAUAUAUAUAUAUAUAUAUAUAUAUAUAUAUAUAUAUAUAUAUAUAUAUAUAUAUAUAUAUAUUUAACGAGCGUUAUCAAGUCACUUAGUAUAAAAUAAUUGCACAACUCCUGAAAUGUAAUUAGAAUAUAGCACAGUUAGUUGGAGUACCAGGGCAAUGGCACAAAGUUGAAUAUCAUUCACUAUAUUUUACCAACUAGAUAUGUUUCAUGUUGUUUAUGAAAUUGUAUGAUCUAUUAACAUUCAAUUAUUUUCUGUUGUCGAUGCCGAUUAGAACUUUAGUUAUUUACAGUGCUCAAGUUCGACAAAAAAACAGUGUUCGGAUAUAGCCUAUGACCAUAUUAGUUUGCAACACUAUGCGGUAGCCACCCCCCCCCCACAUACACACGAAUAGGUUUCCGCAGUAGUCUUUAUGAUGCCCUUUGUAGUCCGUGUUGUUUAUUUACUUACAUUGUUUGUAAAAUAUAUAUCUUUCGUUUAAUGUGUGAUGUAAACGUACAUGCAAUCCUUCUUCUGAGCAUAUCAUAUUAAAAUGUGUGUUUGUCUUAUUUUUCAUUUA
This is a messenger RNA of Saccoglossus kowalevskii, 1566 nucleotides long. Its product is annotated as secretogranin 7B2-like protein. Gene Ontology annotation, molecular function: enzyme regulator activity. Gene Ontology annotation, cellular component: secretory granule. NCBI's taxonomy places the organism in Eukaryota, Metazoa, Hemichordata, Enteropneusta, Harrimaniidae. The record is from RefSeq and is marked provisional. Gene Ontology annotation, biological process: regulation of hormone secretion; neuropeptide signaling pathway.